GAGCUACUAUACGGCGACCUCAGGCAUCAAGACACCAUCAGGCAAGAAACCGAGAAGUUCCGCUGAGUCCUGAUUCACCAUGUCCUCACACCCCACCCAUCAUUGUUCGGACACCGAACACCGACCUCUCCGCCGUGAUCCGCCAUCACCAUGCCAGAACCGGUUGGAGCCGCUGCUGCUCCUGCGUACAACACCCGAUCCCACACAGACGGCGCGUCCGCGUCACCCAACUCAGCCACAAGCGGGUUCCUAAUAGCCCGCAUGGAAGGCAUCUUAGAGUCUGUCGCCGAUGCUUUGUCCGGCGGUCACGAGCUUCAGCUCGAGCUCUUGACCCGCGGAAGCCAGCGUAUGCAAGAACUGUGCUUCCCUGGAAAGACUGUGUCCGAAGGUCAGAAGUUUGCCCGACUGCUUUUGAUACUCCAACUGUCCCAUAAUGCCCUUGUGUCUGGUAGGAUCCUGACCAAACGUCAAAUAUACUAUCAGCACAAAGAGUUAUUCGGAAAGCAGCGAGUGGUGGACGAGCUCGUAGACGACCUUGCCGCGACGCUGUCUGUGCAGCGACAUGACUUGAACAUCGUCGCCACGGCAAAAGGCUUAUGUUUUGGUCCGUUGGUAAUCCAUUUACAUGAUGGCACGGUGAUUGAUGCCUCGCUUGGGGAUACGGGCACGCCGAUUCCUCUAGUCAGAGUCAUCUCUGCCUUAGAGUGUCCAUCGAUUCGCUGGGUUUUGGUCGUCGAAAAAGACGCUAUAUUCCGGCCACUUGUCUCAACGGGUUUCUGGACAACGACGCUGUGCGGACCAGGUUUGCUGAUUACCGCAAAGGGCUACCCUGACCUUAUCACGCGAAAUUUCGUGAACCUGUUCUACUCCACGCAUCCAGAAGUGCCCAUCAUCGUGCUCGCCGACUUUGACCCCGACGGCCUCAACAUUUUUCGGUGUUACUGGCCAGACAACGAAAAUUUGACCACAGGUGAACCUGGACAUGGUGACCUAGGACUCCGUUUGCUCGGGGUAAAGUCGGACCACAUCAUUGACGUACCAGCAGCCGACUCCGGCCAGACUCGAGUGAGUCAAGAAUUUCUACCGGAUCACCAGUCACCUUCAGCUAGUAUACAGUAUUCAGGCUCCGCAACUUCCGUGAAUUGUCGUUUCCCGGCUCAAAUACUGUCCGUUCGCGAUCGUAAACAUGUUAGAGGAACGCUCGCCAGGGUGUUGUCCCACAGUGGGGCUGAGGAAGAGGCGGUCGGCUUGGUACGCGAGCUGCAGGUCAUGCUCAUGAUGGGGGUCAAAGCGGAGAUGCAGUGGCUAGAUGACUCGGGGGACAUGACACAAUGGCUGGAGGACAAGUUGACCAUGCUACUUUCACCGUAGGUCUGCCUCAAAUGCGUCUGUCUGAACAUGAAGCGUCGUAUGAAGCGUCGGUAGUCCUGGGAAAAUAGCUUACCCUAGAUUUGAACCUCGGCACAGU
Molecule: messenger RNA, 1468 nt
Organism: Purpureocillium takamizusanense
Lineage: Eukaryota; Fungi; Ascomycota; Sordariomycetes; Hypocreales; Ophiocordycipitaceae
Gene: SPO11
Product: endodeoxyribonuclease
Exons: 7
Coding region: 151-1371 (406 amino acids)
Biological process (GO): meiotic DNA double-strand break processing; reciprocal meiotic recombination; meiotic DNA double-strand break formation
Cellular component (GO): nuclear chromosome
Molecular function (GO): ATP binding; DNA binding; DNA topoisomerase type II (double strand cut, ATP-hydrolyzing) activity
Source: RefSeq, a predicted model, not a curated record